This is a messenger RNA of Exophiala bonariae, 510 nucleotides long. RefSeq lists its product as uncharacterized. Lineage: Eukaryota; Fungi; Ascomycota; Eurotiomycetes; Chaetothyriales; Herpotrichiellaceae. The coding region runs from base 1 to 510 and encodes 169 amino acids. The record is from RefSeq and is a predicted model, not a curated record. The transcript has 2 exons.
AUGCAGUCGAUCCGACAGAUGACGGUGAGAGGCGCUCUGCGAGCUCAACCGACGACAGUGACCGCCCGUGGCCUCCGACCAAUUCAAGCUGUGCGACUGGCUCAUGCGUCGUACGGGAACGAGCAGUCCGGCAUGGAGCAAGGCACGCAUUUGAAGAACCCCAAGUCGAACCUCGAACAUCCCGGGCCAGAAGCACCCGCGAAUAAAGGCUCAAUCUCCAAAGAGGAGACAACAUCGUCGUCGUCGUCUUCAUCAUCUUCCUCUUCGAAUCCUUCGUCCUCAUCUUCCUCCUCGUCGCAAUCAUCCGGAAGCGGAGAGAAAUCUAGUGACGGGGCAAGGCCUGCGAUUCAUUCGCCCAAGUCUGCUGCCGAGGAUACCGAUCCCGAGGUCAAGAAGCACAAUGAAGAGAUGGCGCAGCGGAACGACAGGUCUGUCAAUCAACUGUCCGAGGAAGAUAACAAGGUGAAUAAGAAUUUCUGGUCAGGUGAUGUGGGCCCGAAGAAGGAUUAG